Drosophila innubila is the source of this 512-nucleotide messenger RNA. Its product is annotated as larval cuticle protein 65Ag1-like. Gene Ontology annotation, molecular function: structural constituent of chitin-based larval cuticle. Gene Ontology annotation, cellular component: chitin-based extracellular matrix. NCBI's taxonomy places the organism in Eukaryota, Metazoa, Arthropoda, Insecta, Diptera, Drosophilidae. The record is from RefSeq and is a predicted model, not a curated record. The coding region runs from base 42 to 371 and encodes 109 amino acids. The transcript is spliced from 2 exons.
GCACCACAAGUCCAGUUAAGCCGCUUAACAGUAACAUCAGUAUGAAGUACACCGUUGCCAUUGUCGCCAUCGCCCUCUUGGCCAUCGCCGUGAAUGGAGCACCACCAGCUGGGCAGCAAGAGGCACAGGUGGUGCGCUACGAUUCCGAUGUGCAGCCGGAGAGCUAUAAGUUUGUUGUGGAAACUAGCGAUGGCAAGUCACAUCAAGAGGAGGGUCAACUGAAGCACGUGGGCACCGAUCAUGAGGCGAUCGCGGUGCGUGGCUUCUACACUUAUUUGGGCGAUGAUGGCCAGACCUACACCAUCAAUUAUGUGGCCGAUGAGAAUGGCUACCAGCCAGAAGGUGCUCAUCUGCCGCGUGCCGUUCAAUAAGCCCUGCAUUUUGCACAAAAACAAAGACAAUGUUAACUAGGUUUAAGAUUCUUCUAAAUUUACGAAUUGCAAAAAAAAAGAAAAUACAAUGUUUAACGAAAAUAAAGAGGUUUAAUUCCACUUGAACUAAACAAGCAGAAA